Diatraea saccharalis (sugarcane borer) is the source of this 1512-nucleotide messenger RNA. Lineage: Eukaryota; Metazoa; Arthropoda; Insecta; Lepidoptera; Crambidae. The record is from the annotation of a GenBank genome assembly.
AACAUUGACAGUGAUCGCUGCACGUUGUACGACAGUGUUAUUGAUUGUCUACUUUUCGUAAAUAUUUCGAAUAUUUUAUUUAAAACAAAUUAAACUUCACUGACUUUUAGAAACUAUAAAGUAUAUAAGUUCCUUGGAAACAGUUUCGACAGUUUGUAUCUUUGUGUUUUAUCAAAAUGUCUGAUGCAAUAGAUGAAUACUUUGAUGAGGCUUUAGCCAUCGUCAAAGCCGCCGGAAACCUUAUAACAGAACAUGUUAGCGGGUGUAAAGCCUUCGAAUACAAGUCAUGCGAUAUCGACUUAGUGACAGAAGUGGACAAGAAAGUGGAAGAGACGCUCAUAGGUGGAUUGUCGAAAAAGUUUCCUGAACACAAGUUUAUAGGAGAAGAGUCGACCGCCGAUGGUGCGAAAUGUGUAUUGACUGAUGACCCGACUUGGGUCAUUGAUCCUGUAGAUGGCACACUCAAUUUCGUUCAUGGAUUUCCUCAUAGUUGCAUUUCUCUUGGACUUGUUAUAAAUAAAGAAUCUGUGGCCGGCAUAAUAUAUAAUCCAUUGAUAGGACAAUUGUUCACUGCUAAAAAAGGUCAAGGCGCCUUUUAUAAUGGUAGGCAAAUCCACGUGUCCAAAGUGAAAGAGUUGAAAAAAGCACUGAUUGCAUUUGAGGCUGGUACAAGUCGUGAUGAAGAAAAAUGUAGGGUUGUAUUUGAGAACUUUAAGAUGGUAGUUAAUAAAGGUCACGGUGUGAGGUCACUGGGUUCUGCAGCAUUGAACAUGGCUAUGGUGGCUAUGGGCGGUGCGGAUGCAAAUUUUGAGUUUGGUAUACAUGCAUGGGAUGUUGCAGCUGGAGACAUAAUUGUUAGGGAAGCCGGCGGAGUAUGUAUAGAUCCAUCUGGGGGGCCUUUUGAUAUAUUGUCAAGGAGGGUUCUGUGUGCUAGUUCCAAAGAGCUUGCACAGGAAAUAGUAAAGGAACUUGCACAAUAUUAUCCAGAACGGGACUAAAUGAGAAUUGUCACUAUUGUAACUCACAAAGUGAUGGUUGAUGCAAUAUUAUUAUGUCAACUUAAUGAUAUCACUUAUGGUUACAUAAAAAUAAAACGGAUUAGAUUUUACGUAGUGUUUGAAUCUGAAAUGAGUUCAUUAAAUUAUUUAUAUAAUAUUUACCUCCAUUAAGUUAUGAAAAUUUUAUUCUGUGUUAAUUGGUAUAGAAAAAGCCAAAGAAAUUAUAAUAUUAUAUUUUAAAAUGUUAAAUGCUUUAGUAGCAUUCAGAAUUAUACAUAAUUUAUGUAUUCAUUUACAUGCAUUUGCAUAGUUUGGUUUAUAUUAUAGUAUGACAAAUAUACAUUUUAAUAAUAACAGUGAGAUACUACAUACAAAUCUUAGGUUUAGUUUAGAAAUAAAACAAAGUAGAAUGUCACAAUGUCAUUUCUUUUUACAGUACACUGUUCUAAUUUGAGUAUUAAUAAAAUAUAUGUGAAUGAGCUGAUUAUAAUCUGAUAUAAUUACACCAUACCCU